Scutellospora calospora is the source of this 1725-nucleotide messenger RNA. NCBI's taxonomy places the organism in Eukaryota, Fungi, Glomeromycota, Glomeromycetes, Diversisporales, Gigasporaceae. The record is from the annotation of a GenBank genome assembly.
AUGGUAAAAUUUAUUCUGUUUGCAAUCCUCGCAUUACUGUCAUUACUAUCGUUAUUUCCAUCGCCAUCAUCUCAACUAGAACAAUUCACUUACCAAGAUCCUCUGACUGGUCUGGAUCUCUGCGAUGAUGAUAAAUCAAAUGAUGGGACCAUAAUAUUACGUUUUGGAAUACCAAUAAGUCAAGUUAAUGGAAGUACAACGUGCUGGGAUAAGACUAUUUAUCUUCGAAUAAUUCAUCCAAACGCGUCAAUUAGCUUCUAUUCAAUUUCAAAUCAUGGAAUUCCUGAUUUUAAUUUUUGUUUGAAAGGCAAAACCAUGAAAGAUUAUACAACAAUUUGGGGUUUCGAUCAAGGACUUAUAUUACUUACUUAUUAUAAUUCGUCGAACGUAACUGACUCAGCAAUCAUGGGACUGAUUAUGACUUUCGAAGGAACAAUUUUAAGCACAAUAAAAUUACAUGAUGCCCUUAUAAACUAUGGAGGCAUAGUGAGUUAUAAUCUUGUGAUUCCGAUCUCUAGUCCAAGUGAUGGAUUUCUAUUUUUUUGCCGCAGCGCGUCAAUAAUAAGUUGGGUACACUUUAACGCACCCGAUGGAGAAGUAAUUGAAAUAACCAGAAGUGGAAUAAUCCAAACAAACAUUAGUAUCGCAACAUCCACGGGCCUUUACGUGUUGGAAAGAGGAUUUGCCAUAGCAUACGGAGGAGAUGAUUCCAAAACUAGUCUCAGAAACUCCGCCGUAGACAUAAAUAAUUUUAAUAUUGGUACAACAAACGGCUCGUAUCAAAACCAAACCUUAAUUCAAACGUUAAAAUUGCGGGGAAUUAUGUGUAGUGUUGAUUUUAGCGGUGCUGGAAAUAUAUGCAUACUAAUGUUCUUAAAUACCAUUUCUCAACCUAAUAACACGAAUACCAUUCCUCAAUCUAAUAACACUUCUCAAAAUAAUACCAAGAAAAUAACUUCCAAAAAGAAUACCACAAAUGCAACUUCUAAAAUUAAUAACACGAAUACAACUUCUCAAAAUAAUAUCACGGAUACAAUUUUACAACCUCAAUUUGUCCACUUGAAGAUAUCUUACCUAUCUUCCGGUUCUGUAACAAAUAUAGAGGAAAUAAACGGUAUAAAUUUCAAUGAAGGUUUUAAUCUCAUUCCUCUUCGAUUCGGUGGUUACCUAAUGUUAGGGUAUCAAGACUAUUUUAGUGUUUUUGGUUAUAUUCUUGAUCAGAAUGGAAAUUUAUAUAGCAAUUGGUCACUACCGCAACCUUUAAAUCUUCCUCAAUAUAAAAGUAAUUAUAUUAUGCUUGCGAAUAAUUCAUUUGUGUUCGUUGAGAACCAAAAUGAUUCACUUUGGAAUGUAACACGUGAUGAUUUAUAUAGAUUUUUGGGACAAGCAUCGACGAAUCCGACAAUAGGUUCUCAAGUAAACAAAUCUAGUAGACAGAUCAAGUUCACCUUCACUUAUCCUGUAAUUCUUUCCAAUUCAAACAUCUCAAUAUACCAACAAAUUAUUGGAGCUGAUGACCUACUACGUCAACGAUUUCAAGGUGAUACUUCAAAUGAUGUUUGCUGGCUUGAUCCGAAAGAUAAUAAAACAGUUAUAGUGCAAAUACUUUCUAGCACUUUUAACGAGCCUAACGGUCAAUAUUAUGUACUCAUUGAGAAUAAUUUCGUAAGACGUAGUGAUUCAAAUGAAGCUCUUUUGGGAAUUGACAAAAAUUUAUGGACUUUA